Xyrichtys novacula (pearly razorfish) is the source of this 3459-nucleotide messenger RNA. The record is from the annotation of a GenBank genome assembly. NCBI's taxonomy places the organism in Eukaryota, Metazoa, Chordata, Actinopteri, Labriformes, Labridae.
AUGAGAAUAAGGAGGGAACUGGAGCUUUAUCUAGCCAAGGUAAGUCAUAACAAUAUUACAAAAACACUAUCACAAUUUUUCCAUGUUCACUUUUGUUUAUUGUGCAAAGAAAGACAAGUAACACUGUACUUAUUUUCUGUUUACCAGCCACCAGAAAACAGGAGCUAGAUGAUGCCCUGGCCUCCAUGAUAGUGAAGGACACACAGCCCUUCAGCAUUGUGGAGGAUGUUGGGUUUAGGGCAUUUGUGUCCAAAUUGGAUCCUACCUAUGUUAUCCCUACCAGGCAGGUAUGUAUAGGUGCAUGCAUGAAGCAAAUGUACUUAAUUGUAUGUGUCACAAUUCAAACAGAUUAAGUACUUUAUAUAUUUUCCAUUAGGCUCUGAAGGCCAUGGUGGAGGCCAAGCAUGAGGCAGCAAAGGAGAAGGCUAAGGCUAAACUUGAAAAGGUGGCUGCCGUUAGCCUAACCUCCGACAUGUGGACAUCCAUCAACAUGGAUGCCUACCUGGCUGUAACAUGCCAUUUUGUGGACGAAAGAACCAGGCUCAGCUCAGUGCUGUUGGGAGUGCAGGUAUUCCCCCAAUCACACACUGCUGAAAACAUAGCUCGUGUGAAAGCCUCCCUGAUGGAGGAAUGGGGAAUCACCAAUAAGGUAACAUGUAUGGUUACCGAUGGUGCUCCCAAUAUGGUUGCGUGUGGGAGAGAGCUGAAGCUUAGGCACCAUAUUUGCAUAGCACAUACCCUCAAUCUGAUCGUGAAGAAGGCACUUGAACAGAGCCCCGUGCUUUCUGGCAUCCGGGCUAAAGCAAGGAAGCUGGUUGGCUUCUUCAGAAGCAGCACCACUGCUAAGGUAUGGUCAUUCCCUUUAUUCCAAUUUAUUACAACAUUAAUAGUUUGUGUUCUUUCUGCAGCUAUUUAAUGGCCUACUCAUCUGUGUCUUUAAAGGAGAAGCUUACACAAGUGCAGGUUCAGCUGGGUAAGGCAACAAUGAAGCCAUUACAAGAAGUGGAAACCCGGUGGAACAGUACAUAUUUGAUGCUGCAACGUUUGGUGGAGUUGAGGGAGCCAGUUGGAGCAGCGUUAGCUGGGCUUCAACAUGACAUUCAGAUGAUCACAUGUGAUGAGUUUAACAUUGUUGGAGGGUGCCUUUCGUUGCUGUCUCCCUUUUAUUAUGCCACUGCAGAGCUGUCGGCGGAAGAAACUGUGUCUGCCUCCAAAGUUGUGCCCCUUAUGAAAAUGCUGGAGCAAAACCUUCAGGAGGAAAUGGCGAAGCCGGCACCUGCAGUGGCACUGGAAAUGGGAGACCAGCUCAUCAGGCAGCUACGGGAGAAGCUGUAUACUCUGCAAUCAAUGAGCAUAAUGUCCCUUGCAACACUCCUGGACCCCCGAUUCAAGGUCAUUGGAUUUUUUAGUCCAAACAAAGCCACUGAAGCAGUGAAGCGACUUACAUCGGAGUGUGCUGCCAUUGUAAGGCAACAACAAAGAGGAGAGGAAAUCCCCCAGGCUUCUACCUCUCAUGAUGUCACUGGAGGUAAUCUGUUACUUAACAUUUUGACAUCAUUUAUUCCUAUAAGAACACUUACUAACAUGAUCUGUGGUUUCCUCUUAGGUAGCAAAUUGUGGCAUCAUUUGGACACUAGUGUCAUGGAAGCAAGGAGGUGUCAAAAUGUAACAGCAGAUGCCACUGUGGAGGUCCAGCGGUACCUUUCUGAGCCAAACCUAGGACGACUGGAGAACCCUCUAGAGUACUGGGAGAGGCAAAAAAUUAUGUUCCCAAAUCUAUACAAACUUGCUCUUGCCUUUUUGUGCACACCAGCAUCCUCUGUGCCUUGUGAGAGGGUGUUCUCCAAGGCGGGAGAAAUUGUGUCCAAAAAAAGAAAUCGUCUAAAACCAAAAACUGUUGAAAAACUUCUGUUCCUUAAUAAAAACGAAUGAAACUUCCCCUGUCCUGUACAUACAAGUAACACAAGCAUAAUCUUUCAUAGUUCCACAAGCACUUUCACCAUCCCCUGCCUGAUUAUGCCCAUGCCAUUUCCAGAAAAACAUUGCACAAUCUGCCGUACUACAAUAUUACCAUUUUGGGAGAAUUUACACACAGAAUACAUCCAAAAUUUAUUAGACACAUAUGUGAUCAUUUAUGUUCAGAGAUUAUUUGUUCAUACAUUUUUUGUAAUUCAUAAUCAUUCCCAUCAGACAUAACAGACACAAAAAUUCAAUGCUUCACACAUUAUGUUAUUCAGAUUCAGCUGCCUGUGAUUAUAUACUUGGCCAGUAGGUGGUUUCGUGUGCAUGAAGCUUCGAGAAAUGAACCAUUUCUUGAACCAAUUGGCUCAAGUGGUUCAAUGCCUCAUGAGGCUUCAUUUCACCAUCACUAGAAGAGUCCAAUGGGAUUUAUAAAGGGUUGAGACAGGCUGUACCAUUUGGUGGAGGGGAUGUUCGAUUUUUUUUUUGGGGGUAGCCUACUUUUUAAAAGUAAAACAUCAAACACCCCCUCCACCCUAGGUCCAAAUGGUACAGCCUGUCUCACCUCCUUAUAAAUCCCAUUGGAAUCUUCCUUCUUCUGUUUGACAAACUGGACCCAAAACUUGAGGUAAGAAAAACUGAGACUUAUGCUACAAGUGUGUGUGUGUUUGAAGUAGAGUUAAAAAUAUAAACCAAAUUAACUAAAGAUUGUGACCUUUGUGGUUAGCUCCUUUGUGGCUAGCUCCUGUAAAUAACAUCAUUUUGGUACUCUAUUUUAGCUAGCAUACCAAAAUGUUUGCUCGCCCACAUGCUAAUGCUAAUGCUGCUAAUGCAGAUUUGAACUUUUAAGGCAUGCGGUGAAAACAGAGGGAUAAGGUGACACAGCUUUGCUUAGACAUACAGUUAUUCUUCACAGUGGAGUCAGAAUGAACCGACUUUAGCCUGUGAGGCCUCGCUUUAAAGGGCCAAGUGUUAGCGCCAUGGCGGUUUUAAGCUAGGUUGAAAUUGUGGCUCAAUGUAAAGCUUUAGACAGCUUCAACCUGUGGAUUAGGUUUCCAGUGCAGCUUUAAAAUAACAUAAAGAACUUUUAGUAAGAAUGUCAGCAGAGGAGAAACUUGAGUGGAAAACUGUUUAAAAAAAAAAAAGGACUUCUGUCUUCUUGAUAUGAAGUGCAGAGAGUGAAAAAUUAAGAACAGACUCACCACAGGAGUCACGCUACUUUUCAAACACACUUACUACUUCUCUAAGGAACAUGUAGAGUGUGUACGUGUGUGUCCAUGUGCAUCAAAGUAUUUCAGGAGGUGUAAGUCACCUUGAUGGUGUGCACUACCUGUGAUUUUCAUUGCUUUGGCAGACAGUCAGGUCCAACACUCAGAGAGUCGGGAGGCAUCAGUUUAGAGAGCUUUAGGCAUCUUCAUCUGAAUUUCCAAGUGUUGAAGAGGCCACAUGAUGUCAGAUGAUGUUGUUUGUGUGCGUCCUCAGCAGAGCGAGAUGGAUUAG